This is a messenger RNA of Leguminivora glycinivorella, 774 nucleotides long. RefSeq names its product alpha-tubulin N-acetyltransferase 1-like. The record is from RefSeq and is a predicted model, not a curated record. The transcript is spliced from 4 exons. The coding region runs from base 280 to 774 and encodes 164 amino acids. NCBI's taxonomy places the organism in Eukaryota, Metazoa, Arthropoda, Insecta, Lepidoptera, Tortricidae.
UGUGUAGUAAAUGUACUAAUAGUACAAAAGACAUCAUUCCCUUCACUGUACUAGACUGAACUACUCCCAAAUGAUUCUGCUCUCUAGUACAUUUAGUACACUCACACACGCGCAACAGAAUGGGAGCGAAAGGAGCGAAGAGCCGAGGAGUGACAAUGACAGCAAAGCAAUCCGUAUGAUCCGACCGCAACCGAACUAGAACCGACUGACUCGCACCGAGAGCGCGCGAAAACGGCCGAUCAGCUCUCGGCUAGUACGAGCUAGCGUUGCCAUACAAGAAUGGUUUCCGUUAAAAAAAGCACUGUGCCCAUAAGUAAGUCUGGUCGCAACACUCCGGUGAUCCCAACAGCGGCGGUUGGACGGUUCGCCGCUCGCAAACCGCCUUCCACCAUCUCUGACGUGAUCCAUGGGGCUACAGACCGCGUGUACGUGGAAACGACCAACGGAACUCCCGAAGACUCCCGAACACCAGCGCCCGAACCACCCAAAGUUCCGACUCCGGAACCCGAGCCGGAAUCCGAACCGGUUCCAGAGGUUCCGGCGUCGCCAAGCCCGGAGCGCCCGACCACAUUGCCAGUCGCUCCGGCGGUGUCUGCUGCGCCGUCCCCGGCAGGCUUUGCCACCCCGCGUCGUGACUCUCAGCUCACUGACCAGGGCUACUUUGAUGUCAAGUUUUACCACAACAAACGAAUGUCCAGUUCUUUUUACUUGAUGCUCCGUAACAUCCCUAGUAUUAGGAUGUUUAAAAGGAAAAAUUUAAAAACGGAUAUUUGA